UGCUGUGGAUGUAGUCAGGCACGGCUCUGGUUGAGUGUCGGCGCGGCGGCUCCAUCAGCUCUGCUCCUCAUUGUACCCGCUACGCUCCAAUUAGAGCCGAAUUAAAGCAUUUCGGAUGCUCUGAGGGUCUCCUGUCCAACCGAGGAGAGCUGAGGGACGCAGACAGGGCCGCAGAUUAACUUUGAGUGCGGACAAGAUCGAGAAAGACGAGUAAGAGUUAUGCCCUCUGUGAUGGAGCGCUCUGGGGCCGGCGUCCUCUCCAGGAGCAGAGCCAAGACCGUUACCAACGGCAACAGCCAACCCCACUCUGAGGAGGAAAGCAGCGACGAAGAGCACGCUCACGACAGCAUGAUCAGAGUGGGAGGAGACUACCAGGCGCAGAUCCCAGAGUUCAAACCAGACAGUCCCAGUCGCUACACAGAGAAAGACCAGAGGAGCAUGCUGGUGUGGUGUCCCAACAGCCAGCUAUCUGAUGCCAUGUUGGACGAGUACAUCCUAAUGGCCAAGGAGAAGCACGGAUACAACAUGGAGCAGGCUCUAGGCAUGCUGCUGUGGCACAAACACGACGUGGAACGCUCCCUGGCAGACCUGGCUAACUUCACCCCAUUCCCGGAUGAGUGGACCGUGGAGGACAAAGUGCUGUUCGAGCAGGCCUUCAGUUUCCACGGCAAGAGUUUCCACCGCAUCCAGCAGAUGCUCCCAGACAAACUCAUCUCAAGCCUGGUCAAGUACUACUACAGCUGGAAAAAGACCCGCACCCGCACCUCUGUCAUGGACCGACAGGCACGCAGGCUGGUUAGCAAGCGAGAGAAGGAUGACAGUAAUGAUGAGAUGGAAGAGGGGGACCCAGGCAGUGACAGUGACUUUGAGGUCGAUGCUAAAAAGGAGGUAAAGGAGGCUGCCAAACAGAACCCCAAUGGCAGCGGGGGGGAUAAACUGAUGCCCAGUCGCACUGGAGCUGUGAAGAAGGAAAGCAUGGGGGCCCAAUACAGACACCACCCUCUGAGAGCCCGCCGCAGGCCCCCCAAAGGCAUGUACCUGGACAAGGGAGACAUCACUGCUGUGUCAGCCUCUCAUGAUGCAGGACAGCUCAGCAUACGGCAACUGGACACGCAGCUCGUGUCCCUCAAGAGACAGGUGCAAGCUAUCAAACAGACCAAUAGCAGUCUGAAGCACAGCCUGAGCGAGGGCGUGGACGUGUUUAAACCGAGCGAGCCUGCCACCAAGAUGAACUCUCGCUGGACCACUGAGGAGCAGCUGCUGGCUGUGCAGGCCAUUCGGCGCUAUGGGAAAGACUUCAGUGCCAUCGCUGAGGUUAUAGGCACAAAGACCCCGGCACAGGUCAGCUCCUUUUUUGUGACGUAUCGGCGCCGCUUUAACCUAGAUGAGGUGCUCAGAGAGUGGGCAGCUGAGCAGGUGUCCAGUAAAGACGCUCUCAAAGAAGAGGACAUGGGCCAUGGGACCGAAGGGGCCAAUGAAGAGGAUGAGGUGAAGAUGGAGGACUCUCCCUCUGAUGCCUCUGGUGGCUCUCCUCCUCCCUCGUCUGGACAACCCCCCUCUUCCCUGUCCCAGCCCCCACCCCUGCUAAGGCCUGCCCCCCCUGCAGCUCCACCGAGUCUGCUGCGCCAGCCACCACCCCUGCAGACACGCCCACUCCAGACACGCACACCCCACAACCACCCUCCCCCACCACUCAUCCGGCCCAACUCCACCUCCCCUGGGGCUGCUCAGGGCCCUCCCUCUCUGCUGGGGGCCAAGGUGGAGCAGACCACAUCCCAUUGACCCCGUGAGUGCCCAGUGACAUCACAAUAGUCCCUUUAAGACACACCUACCUCCUCAUGGGAGCCUGUGGUCGACCCGCCCCAUCAGACAAAGUGACUGUUUUAAGAUGAGCCAUGCUCCGUGUCAUAUGUACUCUUUUUCGACCAGAGGAGAGGAAGCUGUAGCUAGAUUCUUCAUAUGAGUAGCUUAGACCUUUUCUUAAGGAGCCACCGUUCUUCACAAGCUCAGAGCUGAAGCCAUGUAUGUGAUAAUGUUCAGGACAUAUUUACAUAGUUUAGUCUCUGUGACGGGACUGCUGACAGUGUUUAAAGCUCGGCCAAAGUUUGUCAGCUUCAGUUCGCACACAGUGCUUUAACAAACUUUCAAAUGGAUCAAAUCAAAGAGUGGUUCAUGUUUAGUGUCUGAGCACUGUAGAGAUGAGUGCUUUUUUUUUUUUUUUUUUUUUUUUAAAAACAAAACAAAAACUGUUUCCUAUGCUAAGCUAUGUGUGCAUUCUGAGACAGUUUCAUUGUUUAUUGAACUCAGAUUUUUUUUUUUAGAAUAAAAUGCUUUAAAGUG
Periophthalmus magnuspinnatus is the source of this 2340-nucleotide messenger RNA. RefSeq names its product REST corepressor 2 (gene rcor2). The transcript has 14 exons. Gene Ontology annotation, biological process: negative regulation of DNA-templated transcription; regulation of transcription by RNA polymerase II. Lineage: Eukaryota; Metazoa; Chordata; Actinopteri; Gobiiformes; Gobiidae. Bases 220 to 1782 code for a protein of 520 amino acids. Gene Ontology annotation, molecular function: transcription corepressor activity. The record is from RefSeq and is a predicted model, not a curated record. Gene Ontology annotation, cellular component: histone deacetylase complex; transcription regulator complex.